Molecule: messenger RNA, 5952 nt
Organism: Astyanax mexicanus (Mexican tetra)
Lineage: Eukaryota; Metazoa; Chordata; Actinopteri; Characiformes; Acestrorhamphidae
Gene: slc9a5
Product: solute carrier family 9 member A5
Exons: 16
Coding region: 101-2869 (922 amino acids)
Biological process (GO): regulation of pH; proton transmembrane transport; sodium ion transport
Cellular component (GO): membrane
Molecular function (GO): sodium:proton antiporter activity
Source: RefSeq, a predicted model, not a curated record
GGCGGCGGAGGUGUCGGUGUUGAGGCUUCAGGAGCGGGGCGUCCCACCGCGGGCUCCAUAAAAGGCGCAUGGAGGCGGCGGGGCGGCCGUAAGGGGGAUCAUGCGCCGCUUCACCUGCCUGCUGCUGCCGCUGCUGCUGCUGCUGAGCGCCGCGCGCCCCGCGCCCGCUGACCUUUCCGUUACCGGUCAGCCCGCGGAGCACGAGGACGGCGGCGGCGGCGCGAGUCACCACCACGGAGGGGGCUAUAAGAUCGUGCAGUGGGAAUGGAGCUACGUGCAGACCCCCUACACCAUCGCUACCUGGCUGCUGGUGGCCAGCGUGGCCAAAAUCUUGUUCCACUUCUCCCAGCGCUUCACCACGGUGGUUCCAGAGAGCUGUGUGCUGAUCAUACUGGGCCUGGUCCUGGGUGGUAUAGUCCUCAUCGCCAACAAGAAGCAGCUCUACCAGCUCGACCCAGGCCUCUUCUUCCUCUUCCUGCUGCCCACUAUAGUAGGAGAUGCUGGGUACUUCAUGCCCGCGCGCCUUUUCUUUGACAAUCUGGGAGCUAUAUUGAUGUACGCAGUGGUGGGGACUCUGUGGAACGCCUUCUGUACAGGAUUCUGCCUUUAUGGAGCUAAAAUGGCGGGAGUCAUUGAUGACAAUGUAGAAGCAGGUCUGAUGGAGUUCCUGCUGUUUGGGGCUCUGAUCUCAGCAGUGGAUCCCGUGGCGGUGCUCGCAGUGUUUGAGGAAGUCCACGUUAACGAGAUGCUCUUCAUCAUCGUCUUCGGCGAGUCCCUCCUGAAUGACGCAGUCACUGUGGUGCUGUAUAAAGUUUAUAUCUCCUUUGUGGAGGUGGGACCAGGAAACGUCCUAACAGCAGACUAUUUUAAAGGAGUAGCCUCCUUCCUCAUCGUCAGUAUCGGUGGGACACUGGUGGGGCUGAUCUUUGCUGUUAUCCUGGCUUUCAUCACACGUUUCACCAAGAAGGUGCGGAUCAUCGAGCCGCUCUUCGUCUUUCUGCUGGUGUACCUGGCUUACCUGACCGCUGAGCUCUUCUCACUCUCUGCCAUCCUCUCGAUGACCUUCUGUGGCAUUGGCUGCAACAAGUAUGUGGAGGCCAACAUAUCCCAGAAGUCCCGCACUACAGUGAAGUACACGAUGAAGACUCUGGCCAGCAUCGCUGAGACAAUCAUCUUCAUUUUUCUUGGCAUCUCUGCUGUAGAUAAGUCCAAAUGGGCCUGGGAUACUGGCCUCGUCUCGUGCACUCUCAUCUUCAUCUUCGUCUUCAGAGCCAUGGGUGUAGUCGGGCAGACCUGGAUUCUGAAUAAGUUCAGAUUGAUUCCACUGGAAAAGAUUGACCAGGUGGUGAUGUCGUACGGUGGCCUGCGAGGGGCUGUAGCGUUUGCUCUGGUGGUCCUGCUGGAUGGGGAGCAGGUGAAGGCGAAGGAUUACUUUGUGGCCACAACUAUAGUUGUGGUUUUCUUCACAGUCAUGUUUCAGGGCCUGACCAUCAAGCCUCUGGUGAAAUGGCUGAAGGUUCCUCGCAGCACUAACAGAAAACCUACCAUUAAUGAGGAGAUCCACGAGCGGGCUUUUGACCACAUUCUGGCUGCAGUUGAAGACAUUGCUGGUCUGAGUGGAUAUCAUCACUGGAGAGACAAGUGGGAGCAAUUUGACAAGAACUAUCUGAGUAAGCUGCUGAUGCGGAAGUCUGUGUAUUGUAAGAGUGAAUUGUGGGAGGCCUACCAGAAAAUCAACAUCAGAGAUGCCAUCAGUGUUAUUGAUCAGGGUGGUAACAUUUUGACCUCUGCUAGACUGUCGCUUCCUUCUAUGGCCAGCAGGACGUCCUUCCCUGAGGUUACCAACGUUACCAAUUAUCUGAGGGAGAAUGGCAGUGGGGUGUGUCUGGACCUUCAGGUGAUUGACACAAACCCUGGUGCGAAGGUGGAGGAGGAGACUGAGACACAUCAUUUCCUGGCUGGAAACCUGUACAAACCCAGGAGACGGUACCAGUCACCCUACAGUCGACAUUUUAUGACAUUGGGGGAUCAGGAGAGACAAGAUAGGGAGGUGUUCCAGAGGAACAUGCGAAAUCGCCUGGAGUCCUUCAAAUCCACCCACUACAAACGACACAAGAAGGACCGCAGCCAGAAAAAGCGCAAAGGCUCAGAUGCAAAAGAGCAAGAAGCCAACGACAAACCCAGGAGGAACGUCAGCUGGCAAGACAAAGACCCCGUGAUGGCACCACUGGAUUCUCCAGAGGAUAAGGGAGAGCUCUCAGAGCCAGAGAAAGAUGAGGAUGUUGGGAUCACAUUUGUGGCGCGAAAAGCUGCAGAAACACCAAAGGAGCGACCCAAAUCUGUUCCUGCCGCUUUGGAGGUGUGUCAAAGCCCAUCUGUCGCCCCUCCCUCUCCCACAUGUGGAGAGAAGAACCUGCCGUGGAAGGAAGGCAUUGGUGCGCUUCCUCCAUGUGUGUCUGUAGAGGCCACUAAGAUCAUCCCCAUAGACCUGCAGCAGGCCUGGAACCAGAGCAUCUCCUCUCUGGAGAGCCUGGCCUCCCCUCCUGUCCCUCAGGAGCCACAGCACCCGCGGGUCAGUGCCCUCCACAGGUUGAGCGUACCCCCGCGGCCCCCGGUGCCUCCUCCUCCUAGCAGGGCUAAGUUCCAGUUCCCUGCAUGGAAAGAUGAGGAGGAGGAGGGCACCCUCUCUCAGCAGCACCGAGAAAUGCAGCCUCUUAUGCCAUCCCUGAGGCCACCGCCCCCUCCUCCACCACCCUCCAGUGCUCAGUCGUCCGGGAAGAGAAGGAACCCGUGUGUCUACUUGCGGAGUCUGGUGACGACGCCACCUUCAGGCAGCAUGCCGCAUAGCAGAGGACCAACACAGCUGUAGAAGUCUUUCUUUCUCCACAGUCGUUCCUUUCUUCUUUUAUUUCUCUACUAUUCUCUUUCAGGGCCUCCACAGCACCUCCAUGCAGGCAUAUAUGAUCGCCUCUGGAGUCCUUGCUUGAUUUAUUCUUUUAUUUUUACACCACCUUAAAAAAAUACUUAAAUAUUUUUUUAAAAGUCUGCAUCGGUCUCUCUACAGGUUGUAUCUUAAGAAGUUAGAACUUGCUGACUGGCAGCAGCUGUGGUUUCAGAGGACAGGACAGGGCAGUUCCUCUUACAUGUGAAAACCAUUCCAUUUUCCAUAUGUUUUUCUUUCUCUCUUCUAUUGUAUGUAAUACAGUAAACGCACAUAAAGAUUUUAGCACUUCUGGAAUGCAGUGCUGUGGAAAAGUGUUUCCUCUUUCUUAAUAUCUCCUGUUUCUGCAUAUUCGUCACAUUUAAUAUUUUCAUAUUUUCAUAUAAUUAAUUUCUCAUUAAUGAGAAAACAUACAGUGAUCAAAGCUUUUAAAUUAACAUCCUAUUUAUUAAUGAUAAAGAAAAAAAAAGUAACCCACCCCCAAAAUAAAAUAAUUUAUUGUUCUACUCAUCGCAGGAACAACUGCAAACUUUAAAUAUUUACAAUAACUUAAUGUGUAAUGUGUUUUUUACAUCGUUGUGGAAUACAUUUGUCCCACUUCUCUUCUUAAAAUUGUUCUAAUUUGGUUAAAUUGGAGAGUUUGUGCAUAAACAAGCAACACUAUGUACAUUUUUUUACCUUAAAAUAGCCACUUUAAAAUUAUUAUGAUGUUCCAGUGACUUGUUAAAGGGAGAUAAUGUCUCUAUGGUUGCUACUUUAGGUACUGUACACUGCUAAGCUGUGAAAACUGUGUGUAAAAGUUGUAUUUUUGUAAAAUCAAGUAAUAUUACUCUACCACUGUUUUACUUGAAGAUGCCAGUUCUGUUUCUCUCCUCUUGUCUUGCCUCUUAAUGUGUUUGAGAACAUCAGUUGUAAAGUUGUGAAGAGGUAGAGUUGGUAUACAAUAAAUAGCCCUAUAUAAGUAACGUUCAAAUCCAUAUUAUGAGAAGCAAAAUCUACUCAACUAAGUAAAGAAAAAAUACUGUAAGAAAAUAAUGUCAGUCAAUCCAAAACAUUUCAAGAACCUUGAAAGUAUUUUCAAGUGCGGUCACCACAAGACCAUCAAAAUCAUUAUACUGAUGAAACUGGCUCUCAUCAGGACCGGAUAUCCAGGACAGGAUAUGAUCAAGAGUAUUUUGGGGUUUGUUUAACACUUUUAAGUUUCUACGUGAUUUCUUAUAUGUUCCACUUCCUUCAUAGUCAGCAUGACUUCAUUAUUGAAAAUUAAAAUGAAUAAAAAAGCUGAAUGAGAAGGUGUGUACAAAUGUUUGUCUGGAACUAUAUAUAUAUAUAUAUAAUCUUAUAUAUAAUAAGACAUUUAGAUGAUCUGAAACAUUUAAAUGUGACAAAUAUGCAAAAGUAUAAGAAACUGUAAGAAACUGGAAAGGGGACGUUUCCACAAUACUAUAUAUCAGUCUAAACCACAUUACUAGGGUCCUGUGGGUGUGUCUGUUAAAUAAGGCCUUUAUUUAACAGUUUACCCACUCUCUAAAUCUGAUCAAAAAGGAAAAACCUGGCAGAAUGUCUGAUUGCUAAAUGGCCGGUGUUUAACUGCUUAACUUUUAUUCCUCGACUCUGCCCGUCCAUCCAAAAGUGAAACAAAGGCGAGAGACUGAGGGGCAUUCAGUCAGGCCAAGCCUCCAUGUUAGAGUCCAAAUUCCAUUUUCUGAAGGAGCCUUGGCUGAAAAGGCAGCCCUUUCUCUCUCUCUGUUCUGAACUGAGACCGAAAGGAACCAGCACUCCACGUGACCCUUCUCCAAGUCCCUGCUGUCUCAUUUAAUAACCGGCACAGUGCCAGCCUACUCAAUAACACUAUCCUCACUACACUUAAAAGCUCUGGAUAUAUAACAUAUUUAGAUGUACUGCACAGUCCUAGGCGCCGACGCCGCCAUAGAUAUGCACCAUGAAGCCAGCAUGAUCUCUUUAACACAUGAGUAGUUAUGAGCUGACAGACAAAUGAUAAUGAUAGUCAUUGGGGGGUGGAGGUGGUGGGGGGGCAAUAUCUGUGCUUUUAAUCAGGGAGGAUCUAGUUUCCCCGUGAAGAGACCUCAAUAUAGCACUUUCUUUAAGCUCUGGUAAUUAUUUGCCUUUAACUUUUUCUUUAAAUUUAUGUUCUUUAUUUUCUUUAUCAAGGAAAUAUCCUUGAAAUAGUAUUUUUUCUGUUUAACUCUUGCUUUUAACUUAAACAUAGCUUUGUUCCAGUCUUUGAAUGUAGUUGACUGUGUCAUUUAAGGUUUAUUUAUUUUAAUUAUUGCUUUAAAGGGGAAUUUAAUUGUGUGCGACUGCUACUAAACCAACCAUCAAACUCAAAACAAAUUGCUCUGACUACCAAAGUGUAUAAGAGAAAACUAAAUGAAUGUCUAUACACAUGCUUCGUCUAUUGUUGCUUUAUGCCGUAAAGUCUGUGUUACUUUAUGUGUGUUUAUGAAUGAACGAGCCUCUUCACAACCCCCUUUAGACAUGCUGAUGUAAAUUAGUAUUAUGCAAAGCUUAUGAUUUGCACUUCAAGAUCAAAAGCCAUGUAAAACUUACAUUUUGAUGAUGUUCAAGCUGCUAACUUAUCAUUUCGCACUGUCUCUGUAUGUGUAUGUAUGUAUGUGUGUGUAUAGAAUAUGUUGUGCCUUUAGAAGGAGCCUGAACCAUCCUGUAAAUGAGGGGCCUUGUUGAUGUCAGUGUACAGGAGUCCAGUGUUGUGCUGUCUCACUAAAAGCAUGAUACAUUCGUCGGAUACAUUCUUAUCAUCGUUUGUUCCCUGGAAUAUUGAUUUUCUUUCUCUUUUUUUUAAUCACACUGCAGUAAGAGCAGAAUGUACAGCUCUUAUAGCACAUUUUUAUUGUACUUUCAUAACGGUCAGCUCUGUUACCCAUCAGGUGUUGUGAGGAAAUUAGACCAAGAGUCUCUGUGCCAAAUGUAAACUUCGGGUAGUGUUCAGAAGCAGAGUUAAUAAAUGAGGAGAAAGCUUUCUUAAAGUA